This is a messenger RNA of Saprolegnia diclina VS20, 1903 nucleotides long. RefSeq lists its product as hypothetical. Gene Ontology annotation, molecular function: ATP binding; ATP hydrolysis activity; ABC-type transporter activity. NCBI's taxonomy places the organism in Eukaryota, Oomycota, Saprolegniomycetes, Saprolegniales, Saprolegniaceae. The annotation marks the transcript as partial. Gene Ontology annotation, cellular component: membrane. The record is from RefSeq and is a predicted model, not a curated record. The transcript has a single exon.
CAUGCACAGUAUCAAGUCACCCCAGCACGUCAAAUCGCCGCACCACUUUGUCGAGGUGCUCACGCCUGCAGCAUGCUACGACGAACCGCGGUCGGGAGCUGACCUGCUUGUCGAUGUGCCGAAGAUGACGUUGGAGUGGAAGCAGAUCCGUCGAUCGGUCCAAGUCCAAAACGCUACGACCAAAGCGCUCGAAACCAAGGUGAUUCUCAAUGAUCUGAGCGGCGUCGCAUGCCCCGGCGAGCUCGUUGUGCUCAUGGGCCCGUCCGGCGCUGGCAAAUCGUCGCUCCUCGACGUCAUCGCCGGACGACAGAAGGAUUUCACGGGGUCUGUCUUUGUCAACGGCGAGCCGUGGAACCGAAACACGAACAAGAAGGCGUCGUACGUCAUGCAAGACGACAUAUUUUACCAAACGCUCACGGUGCGCGAGCAUCUGACGUUCCAGGCCGAGCUCCGCAUGGGCAAGCUCUUCUCCGCCAACGAGCGGCGUCAGCGCGUCGACUAUGUCAUUGACGAACUCGGCUUGACCAAGUGCCAAGACACGCAAAUUGGCGGUCUCCGCCUGCGCGGUAUCUCAGGCGGCGAACGCAAGCGCCUCAGCUUCGCCACUGAGAUCUUGACGAACCCGUCGCUUUUGUUUGUGGACGAACCGACGUCGGGUCUCGAUAGUUUCAUGGCCGAGUCUGUUGUACAUCAGCUUCAGUCCCUUGCCCGCAAGGGCCGGACGGUUGUCGCCACGAUCCACCAGCCAUCGUCGGAGCUCUUCGGUCUCUUUGACCGCCUGUAUCUUCUCUCGGACGGCCAGCCAAUCUACAACGGCAAGGCGUCCGAGGCGGUAGCCUACUUUGCGUCUCAAGGAUGCCCGUGUCCGACGUACACGAACCCGACCGACUACUUUAUGCGGCAGAUCAUUGUCUUGGACCAGUCGUCCGAGGCCGCGACGCGCGUCCGUGGCCUCGUCGCCAAUUGGCGAGCGAAAGAGGAAUCCGAAGCUCGGCACAGCGCCGAAACGGCAAUCAGCUCCCUUGGCACCGAUGACACAGUGUACAUUGAGACGCACCUCGGCGUCCUCGGUCAGCUACGAGUCCUUUGCAAACGCAACGUGACGCGAACGGUCCGCGACAAGUUUGCUUUUGGCGCCCGGCUCGCGCAGACGCUCAUCAUCUCGGUGAUUGUGGGUCUCAUCUUCCUCAAGCUCAGCAUGACGCAAAACGGCAUCCAGUCGUUCACGGGCGCCAUCUUCUUCAUGGUCAUCAACCAGUUCUUCAGCGCCGCGCAGCCCGAGUUUCUCACUGUGCCACUGGAGCUGCCCAUCAUGGAGCGCGAGUACUCGUCUGGUCUGUACCGCGUUUGGGUCUGGUAUUUGGCCAAGAAUGUGAGCGAGCUCGGGUUCCAGAUCUUCUUCCCGCUCGUGUUUUUGCUGCCCGGGUACUUUAUGAUCGGUUUUGGCUCCGGCGACGCGACGCUCUUCUUUAGCUUUUACGUUUUCAUUGUGCUGCUUACAAGCGCGGCUGUCGGGCUUGGCUACAUGGUGUCGUGCCUCGCGCGGACACCCGAGGUGGCGCCGAUCCUCGGCAUCCUCGUCAUUCUCCCGUUCGUGCUUUUCGGCGGCCUCUUCCUCAACCUCAACGACAUCCCAGUCUACCUGCAGUGGUUUGCGUACAUUUCGCCGCUGAAGUACGCCUUCCGUGGCAUCAGCCGCGCCUUCUGGACCACGAUCGGCACCAUUCCGUGCAACGACGCGAUCGAGACCUGCGUCGCGCGCUCCGGCGCGGGAGUCCUCGCGCACCUCCAGCUCGACACGAACACCAUGGCGUACGACGUAGUGUUUCUCAUCUGGAUCAAUCUUCUCUUUCGCUUCAUCGGUCUCAUCUCGCUGCGCUACAAGCUCCGAAAGCUCGCGUAG